UACACAAGCAGUCUCGAUGGCCUCUGCAGUAUCGGCAACGCUCAAUAAGUUACGGGACAAGACACUUAUCAUCCCGGAAGCACGGCAGCCGAAGUCGAAAGGACAGGUUGGGCUUGAUCAAUGGCCUUCACUGUUCCAAACAGCCGUAGUAGCCACGGCACUGAAGGUUCUGCUACUGCCUGCCUACAAAUCUACAGACUUUGAGGUUCAUCGGAAUUGGCUGGCUAUUACUCACUCGUUACCGGCAAAGCAAUGGUAUUAUGAGGCGACCUCACAGUGGACGCUGGACUAUCCUCCAGCAUUUGCCGUUUUUGAAUGGCUCCUUUCACAACCAGCGAGUCUCAUAGACUCUGCAAUGCUCCAAGUAGAGAACCUGAACUACGACUCGUGGGCAACAGUCUGCUUUCAGCGAGCAUCUGUCAUUGUCACAGAGCUUCUACUAGUAUACUCUUUGCAAAAGUACACGGAGACAUCACCACUUUCGACGCGACGUCAAAGUCAUGCUGUGGCGCUAUCCAUCCUACUUUCUCCAGGUCUUUUCAUCAUUGACCACAUCCAUUUUCAGUACAAUGGUUUCCUAUACGGACUGUUGAUUCUCUCUAUUGUCCUCGCGAGAAGAGAAUCGACCAUGCUGUACAGUGGCAUACUCUUCGCACUGCUCUUGUGCCUUAAGCACAUCUACCUGUACCUGGCACCGGCUUACUUCAUCUACCUUGCACGAGUAUACUGUCUGCACCCAAACAACAUGUUGCGGCCGCAGUUGAUGAACAUCUUGAAGCUCGGCACCAGCAUCGUGGCCGUCUUUGUUGCGGCAUUUGGUCCCUUUGCUGCCUGGGGCCAACUCGACCAACUCAAAAGCCGGCUCUUUCCCUUCGCAAGAGGCCUUUGUCACGCAUAUUGGGCACCGAAUGCGUGGGCUGUGUACUCUUUCCUUGACCGAGUAUUGAUAGUGGCGGCGCCUUAUCUAGGCUUGAGUGUUGACCAAAACGCAGUCCAAAGUGUUACUCGAGGUUUGGUCGGCGACACAGCCUUUGCCGUCUUGCCGGACAUUUCAGCUGCGCAGUGUUUCGCCAUCACUCUAUCCUUUCAGGUCAUCGCGCUGACGAAGUUGUGGCUCUCACCUACUUGGGACUCCUUUGUGGGAGCCAUCACACUUUGUGGAUAUGCAUCAUUUCUCUUUGGAUGGCACGUUCACGAGAAGGCUGUUCUGUUGGUCAUCAUACCUUUCAGUCUUCUAGCCAUCAAGGACCGCUCAUAUCUUGCAAGUUUCCGGCCUCUGGCGGUCGCUGGACAUGUGUCGUUAUUCCCUCUUCUGUUUACGUCGGCUGAGUUCCCGAUCAAGGUCGCCUACACAUUAGCAUGGUUGAUCAUCUUCCUUCACGCUUUUGAUCAACUGGCACCGGCGCCUUCAAGGAGAAGAGUGUUUCUCUUGGACCGAUUCGCACUGCUUUACAUUGCCAUCUCGAUUCCUCUGAUGGUCUACUGUUCACUGGUGCAUGGCAUAGUAUUUGGAGACAGAUACGAAUUCCUGCCACUGAUGUUCAUCAGUACGUACUCGGCAAUAGGAGUGCUGGGGUCGGGGUUGGGGUUCAUGGUGUGUUAUCUGUCAUGACAGCAUAAUUCGAGACCGGAGACACUAGCAUAACAGCUCGAAUGGUCUCAUGGACAACUGUAUAGAAAGCCUUCAAUGCUGUAGUUAAGUGCAUCGACGGGUUCAAAAUGGUUUAUAGCAAUUCUCCUACAUG
Exophiala xenobiotica is the source of this 1745-nucleotide messenger RNA. RefSeq lists its product as uncharacterized. The coding region runs from base 17 to 1612 and encodes 531 amino acids. Gene Ontology annotation, biological process: protein N-linked glycosylation. Gene Ontology annotation, molecular function: dolichyl pyrophosphate Glc1Man9GlcNAc2 alpha-1,3-glucosyltransferase activity. NCBI's taxonomy places the organism in Eukaryota, Fungi, Ascomycota, Eurotiomycetes, Chaetothyriales, Herpotrichiellaceae. The record is from RefSeq and is a predicted model, not a curated record. Gene Ontology annotation, cellular component: endoplasmic reticulum membrane. The transcript is spliced from 4 exons.